Messenger RNA from Alternaria ethzedia, 972 nucleotides. RefSeq lists its product as uncharacterized. NCBI's taxonomy places the organism in Eukaryota, Fungi, Ascomycota, Dothideomycetes, Pleosporales, Pleosporaceae. The coding region runs from base 1 to 972 and encodes 323 amino acids. The record is from RefSeq and is a predicted model, not a curated record. The transcript has 2 exons.
AUGACAUCUAAUGUCCCCACAAUCACAAUUGCACGUUGGCUGAACACAUUUGCGUACCUGAAUAUAUUCGACUACAAAUCGAACCCUCUCUUACCUACGAACAUGGCCAUCCCGCAAGACCCCGCCACUGCGAAUCGGCCAUCAAAAACGAAGGGCACACAGCUAGCACUCGAAGAAAAUAGCGACAUCGCGCGAAUCAGAAAUUGUCUCCAAGGUGGCGCAGACGCAGCCGAGGUCGCAUCGGAAGGAUACCGCGUCUGUCGCAUCAACGCCUUUCUUCGGCGCGACCUUCAACAAGCCCGCAAUGGGAUUCGUAAGAACCGCGUCGACAGACAGACACAAUCUGUUCAAGAAGAUGCUCUCAAGGAACUACGUGAUGAGUUGCCCGCAACGCGCCAGAUGCUCGAGCGCCUCUGGGGUUUGCUCGAGCAGCGGAAGGUCAAGAUACCCGACGACGUCAAGGCCGACUAUCAAGCGCUGAAGGCCAAGGACUCGCAUGACUGGCAGCCCCGGCAGAGGGUCAGGACAGUGAAAAGCGUAGUGGCAAAGGGCAAGAGAAUCGAAAACCCCAAAACGAAGACGGAGAGGAAGGCUGAAAGACAGCGGGUCGACAAAUUGCACAAGCGUCUCGAAGAAGGGAAAGCCAAGCAGACCAAGUUUCUGUUACACACCCCAGACGGCGAAAUGUACGACGCACGGAAGCCUGUCCGUAUUCCAGACGAAGCUGAAGACGAUGACGUUGCCGGCGAGCAGAUGACAGCGGAAGAGGCGGCAGCCAUCGAGCAUGCCGACUUCAUGAAGAAUGGCAGUUCUUACCGACCCCGGGCGCUUACUCCACCGUCUGGGCUUGUCGCGAAGAACGUCGUUGCGGGAGUCAAGCGCAGGUCAAGCGAUUCGAAUCCCUUUGCGACACUCAAAAUGGGUGAAAUAGAAGGCGUGUUCGUGUCGAUCGCCGAGAGCCAGUUGGGAUGA